Messenger RNA from Daphnia pulicaria, 4164 nucleotides. Its product is annotated as disintegrin and metalloproteinase domain-containing protein 12-like. The transcript is spliced from 16 exons. Gene Ontology annotation, molecular function: metalloendopeptidase activity. The record is from RefSeq and is a predicted model, not a curated record. Lineage: Eukaryota; Metazoa; Arthropoda; Branchiopoda; Diplostraca; Daphniidae. Gene Ontology annotation, biological process: membrane protein ectodomain proteolysis. Bases 1362 to 3821 code for a protein of 819 amino acids.
GGCAUCACAUCUAGGUCUUUGACACAGACAAGUUGAUCUUUGUUCAUCCACCAUGGCAAUGGAAUUCCUGUCCGUUGUGUUCGUUGCUUCGUUGAGCACAUCCUUGUUUCGUUUGCUGACCAUUCCUUGUGCGAAAGUCGUCCGGCUGUGUACUUCGUUCCUACUGAAUGUCAACAGCCGAACAGCGCGGAGAAGAUGGAAGAAUACCGGAAGAAUAUGAAGAAAGGGGAGACACCGGAACUCGGUCUAAAAAAGUAAUACGUUGAUCCCAUGAAUAUGAAACUGUCGUGUAAGGAGAUCCAGCAAGUCGUUCGAUUGUUCCGCUUCCGUUAUGGGAACCGUUUACCUUUUUACGGCCAUCGUUAUCUUGGUGUACUUUUCCGGUCCCUUUACGAUCGUAUAGGCAAGAGCUAUUGGAGUGCUCAUUUUAGACAACGAAGAGGUUUUUUGUGGAUUUACCAUCAACGUAGAAUACUCUCCGUUGAGUUUGGAUUUUGGAAUAGGCGGAGGGGGACGAGUAUAUAGUCCCCAUCAACAAGUCUGAAAUGCGCAGUGAUCCAUAAAACACCCGGAAAUGGAGGCGGAUAUUACGUUUCCAGCACGGUGUAUGCAUUGCUGGGGGAACAUUUCAAAUUGCGCAGAGCAUGUAUUAAUUCCCACUUGAACGGAGAGUUAAUUUGAUAGCAAAAAAUGUAUCUGGGUGAGUUGCAGGAAAAUAGAUAUGAAAAUUCACCAAGCCGCACAUCAAGCAUGCCCGAUCGGAUGAUAGGCCAUCGAGUUUCAUCGCCGAAAAAAAAAGCAUAGGAUUUUGGUUUGACCUACAUUCUUUCACGGCCUGUCGCCCUUGCCCCACUAUCAUCUUCGUAGAUGAUCGGCUCGAUCAUAAGAAAAAUGGCUGUCAUUAUUAUAUAGACGCAUUUGUUUUCGAUGGCACGUAGCGUUCGCCGUAUCUGGUUUGACAUUUUUAUCACGGACUUGUCGCCAAGUAUAUAGGGUUGAUCUAUCCUGUACGUUGUUGACUGAUGUUUGGUUUAUUCAUCUUUUAGUCACACCAGUAAGUUGCGCAAUGCUGAAUGACUGAUUUUCUUUCCCCUCUGGAUUCCGAGCCCACUUCCCGGAUAUUUUGACAACUAUUAGGUCAUUACAAGCUAAAGCAAAUGCUAUGAAGACCGCAAACGAAAAGCGAUACGCCUCCGCAGUCAAAGGAUUUCAACUUUUUUGUCAGGUUCCCUAUCUGAUUAACUCACUCGUCGAAGAAAACCGCAAUCAGGAGAACAACAACGAGUUUGUGAUCCGUGGCUUUUCCGAAUUAUUAUCGGAAUGAGACGGAUCACUAAUUGAUUGUUUGUACAAGCAACACGAUGGCAUUUCGGCCGAUUUGUGUGUUCGUCGCCACUUGUGCAAUUGUCUUCGCUAUCGACCCUCUGCAAGCAGAAUCCAGCCAGUCGCCCACGCAUCGAGCAGAGUCUCCCGGCGCUGCGACUGAUUUCAAGUCAUUCGACGCCGUUGAUUUCCUCACGGUGCGGCCAGUCGUCCGUGAAUCGCGAACGCUGCGACGGAUUCGAUCGAUCGGUCUUAUUAAUCACGAGGACCACGCCGAGCAACUCGUCGUGUCUCUCGACGCAUCGUCUCCCAUCGUCUUGGAUCUCCAGUUGAACAGGGAUCUAAUCACCGACAACUUUUACGUUCGCCAUCACGUCAAUGGAAGCGAAGAGUUUUGGCGGCCUGAAAUCUCUUCAGACAAUCCGUCAUUACCAAUGUGCCAUUACCGAGGGAUCGUCAGGAAUGCCACUAAUUCGUGGGCGACUCUAUCCACCUGCUCGGGACUCAGUGGGGCGGUUUUUGACGGCCUGGCGCUGUACUACAUCGAGCCGCUGAAUCAUUCGAUCGAUGGCGACCAUUCGUGGAAGAAACACCCGCCAGGAUUGAAUUCCCUGACUCCAAGAUGCGAUGAGGACCAUCACCAUCACCAAGCGCAAAUGCAUUCGACGAAUCACAGUGUUAAGGUGAAAAGGCAAAUUACAAAAUCGGGAGUGCAAGAGGCUUUUAGCGGAGUGCAAGUUCUCGAAUUGGUGCUGGUCGUCGAUUACACCAUCUACCUGAGAAACGGACGCAAUAUGCACAAGGUUUUGAAACGAGUUUUCGACAUAGUAAACGUCAUCAAAGAGAUUUAUUCGACGUUGCCAGUGUCGGUCAUGUUGGUCGGCGUGAUCGUUUGGUCGGAAGGUGACAGGAUUCACAUCGGCAAAAAUGCCAGUCAAACCUUGUACGAUUUCAAACAUUACUGCGACCAUAAUCUGCAUGCGGAAUCCCACGACACCGCCCAACUGAUGACAGGUGUCGAUGCUGAUCACUUCAAUGGUCUCGUCGGCAGGGCUUACGUCGGCACCUUGUGCAACUUUCACGAAUCCUGCGGGAUCGCGGUCGACAGCGCCAACUCUCCGGCCGCCAUGACGGCCUCCAUCAUGUCUCACGAAAUGGGCCAUAAUUUCGGCAUGAAUCACGACAACUACUCUCGCUGUCACUGUCCUAUGGGCGACUGCGUCAUGGUCGCCGCCAUCGGACAACCGACGAAGCACUGGAGCUCUUGCAGCCGCGAGCUCAUCCAGGACUUGUCACGGGAUAAAAAAUAUAAUUGCCUCCGCAAUCGGCCAAGCAGGUGUGGCAAUAUGGUGGUUGAUCCGGAAGAGGAGUGUGACUGCGGCUUGCCCAAUUUUUGCCGGAAUCAAUGCUGCGAUCCGCACACUUGUAAAUUUAGUAGGCGCAGUCUCAAGGUUCAAUGUGCUCAUGGCGGCUGCUGCGACUUGAUGACUUGCCAAUUGGAAAUGCCGGGAGUCGAGUGUCGAUCGGCGGAAAAUCAAUGCGACAUUGCGGAAUACUGUUUCGGCAACAGUUCGACGUGUCCGUCCGAUUUGCAUAAAUUCGACGGCAUCAAGUGCGAUACCCGCAAAGUGUGUAUCGACAAAGUAUGUUCUAGGGAUUCAUUGAGAAAAAUCAACGGACCCCUCCAAUGUCCGUCCAACUGCACCAACGGAGGAUUCUGCAAUAAUUUAGGGAAAUGCCAUUGCCCGGAUGGAUUCAACCCUCCGUUUUGCCAACAUUAUGGAAUGGGCGGUAGCGAAGAUGGUGGACCUUCUGUGGAUCCUAAAGUCCGUCGAUUAUUUCAAAUCGAACUCUACAUCAUCUUUUUGGCCAUCAUCCCCAUCAUUAUCUUUUUGCUCUGCAUUUGUUUCACUUUCCUGCACGACGAUCAGAAGAAAUCCCUUGGAAACUUUUUCCGUAACGGAGUCAACAGCGGAUUCGCCGGCCGGCUGAUGCAUCCGGUGCCAUUAAUUCAAUCGACCAGCGUCGACAAAUCGGAUGACCAGCCCAAGCGGGAUUUCAGCAAAUGGGUCAAAAAUCGAGUGGGUUUGACGUUGCCCAGGAUCAGUAUCCCACCGGUUGCCAACGGUCCGUCCGUCUCCAUCCUGUCGCCAUCCAGCGGCUGCUCGACGGCCACCAUCACCCUCAGCGCUCUCAACACACCGUCGGAUGAACCGCAACAGUCUACUCCGACUUUCCCGCAUCGCCUACCUCAAUCUUCUUCCACGACGACCGGAGACAAAAAGGAGCAGUUGCUGUUGACUCCGCCGAUUCCGAGAGUCGUCCGUCCGGCUCGUCCGCCGCCUCCGCCGGUCAAAAACAAGCCAGUCCAUCCGGGCUUUGCAAACAGUGCACUGGCAUUAGAAUCGGACGUCGUUAACAAUGUCAAGAAGCCAGCGAGAAAUAAUCAGUUUCCUCUGCCUCCGCCGAGUUCCGCCAAACCGGCGCUGAUUCUUUGACAUGUCGCCGGAUACAAUUCAAAAGAACCGCGCCCCGGUUGACUGCCUUUUCGCUUUUAAACCCUCCCCUUUUCGCUGGUUAUUAUUCUAAUUGACUUAAGAUUUCAGCGCCAACCGUCUGAAACUAUAUAAAAGCGGGUUCAGUGCGGUUCGCGUAACAUGUAAGUCCACAGAUUUGUUAUCUACUUGACAUUUCCCCUCGACUGAGUGAAGAAUCUCUAAAGCAUUUAUCGAUUGAAACAUAAAACACUUUUUUAUUUCCAAAAAACAAUUCAUUUAGAUUGAGCGGUCAUUUCGAAAUUUACAGUUACAAACUAAAAUACAAAUGCAGAUUUGUCUUUUA